Molecule: messenger RNA, 3879 nt
Organism: Prunus avium (sweet cherry)
Lineage: Eukaryota; Viridiplantae; Streptophyta; Magnoliopsida; Rosales; Rosaceae
Product: PII, uridylyltransferase (DUF2921)
Cellular component (GO): intracellular membrane-bounded organelle
Source: RefSeq, a predicted model, not a curated record
AAUAUCUUCGAAGUCGUCUUACACGCACUUGUAGAGCGGUGGGAAAAAAAUCACCAAAAGCUUCAGAAAACACCAGAAACAGCUCAACUUCAGAUUCACUCUUCCUCUUCUCUCUUUCCUACCCAAGAUCCAAUCAAGUCCAGCUUAAGCUCCUCUCUCUCUAUCUCUCUCUCUCUCUCGCUGAAGCCCAAGAUCCAAGUUUCAGAAAGUGGGGUUCACCUUCACAAUAAUCCAUUAUCCAUGCAAGAGGGGAUAGAUUCAGGUUUGUCUUCCUUACUUCAAAUGUUUGGUAGACUAUAAACAUUACCCAGGAAAGUAUAGGCUUGAGAUUGACCCUUUCAAGAAAAUUGUUUUGUGUUCCAAUUUUGUUCAUUGACCUCUGUGGAUGAAAUGUGGUAACUAAAGUCUCUGUCUUGUGGGGUGAGUACUGUGUAGGAUUUUGAGAUUGAACAUUUGGGUCUUGAAAUUUUCUUUAGUUCAGUUUUUGGGCAGCUGAAUAAAAUUUAAAACUUUUGAGAUCAUGAAGAUUGCAUCUUUGGUUGUUGUGGUUUGGAGUGUGUAUGGCUUGUUGAGUUUGGGGUUCACAUAUCCAUACCAUGUAGAACCACAAUUUGAUUUUAUGAGUGGAAGAAGUGAAACCCCUGUUACCUAUAACUAUGAUCGAAUAGAUGAAGUGAAGAAACAAUGUGGAAUUGUUCUUUCUUCUGCUUCUGAACUGAAAGCUGAAAAUAAUAAGGCGUAUAGCAUAAAAGAGGAGCUACUUUUUGUUAAUGGGGACUGGAGGCAGGAGGUGGGUAAUGCCCCAAUCAUACCAUUUGAUGAUAGAGAAGUCCCAACAGAGUCGUGGGGUAAUCAUACUACAUCGAACUUGGUAUCGUUUUGGGUUACGGAUGUUGAUCGUGCCCAUCGAUCCAAGAAGUCUGUAAGUGUUAGUGGGUUCAUGAUUUUGGGCAUUACUAAAGAUGGUGGCUUUGCAGAUUAUGGGUACCAAGGAAAUUCUGAAUUCCAGAUAUGGCCUGGCCAUUCUCAAAUCCCAAUUUCCUUCCAAGGGAUUUACACUGAAUCAAAGAAAAAUGGUGGGGAAAGAGUAAUGUGUUUGUUGGGGAGUACAAUGUUGCCUUCUCGGGACUCUGAUUCUGCUAACCCUUGGGAGUGGUUGAAGGCUUCUCGGGAGUCUGAUCCUCCUCUUUCUCAAGAUGAUCAAAUUCUACUUGUUCUUCACUAUCCAAUGACUUUCACGUUGACAAAUAGGUCUAUCCAAGGAGAAUUAAGAAGUUUAAAUUCAAAGUCAAACUCAAAGUAUUUUGAUGUGGUUCACAUUUCAUCGCAGUUGGGAAAGUCUGCAGCUUACGAUUUUGGAUCUGAAAAGAUAGUGUCAAGAGCAUGUGAUCCAUACCCUUACAAUGAUAGCUUGAUCUAUGGUGGCGUUAGCAUCUAUAAAGGUCCUUCUAUUUGUGAAAUCCUUGAAGAAAUUGCAAGGGACCAAGCUUUCACUGUUUUGCCAAACUGGAGAUGCAAUGCCACUGAUGAUUUUUGCAGUAAGCUGGGUCCGUUUGUGGCAGAUGAAGACAUUAAGGCAUCAGAUGGAAGCUUUAGAGGUGUUAAACUUUUUAUGCAGAAUAUCAAGUGUGAACAAAAAAAUGACCAGGGAAAUGCCAGUUCAGCAAGGGUUUCAGCUGUGUUUAGAGCUGCUUCUCCACUAGAGAAUCAGUAUACCGCAGCAAAGAGAUCUGGGCUUAACAACAUGACUGUUGCUGCUGAGGGAAUAUGGAAAUCUACCAGUGGGCAGCUUUGCAUGGCUGGUUGCCUUGGACUUGUUGAUGUGGAAGGGAGUCGAUGCAAUAGUCGGAUCUGUUUGUACAUACCUGUCUCUUUUUCCAUAAAGCAACGAAGCAUUAUUUAUGGAAGUUUAUCCAGCACCAAUAAGAGCGGUGCAUCAUUCUUUCCUCUCUCGUUUGAAAAGCUAGUGCAGCCUACAGAGUUGUGGAAUUAUUUAAGAACCUCCCAUCCAUACUACAGGUACACAAAAAUUGAUUCAGCUGCUGUUGUCUUGGAAAAAAAUGAGGCCUUUAGUGUUGGAACUGUCAUCAAGAAAUCAUUGCUGAAUUUUCCCAAACUGGAAGACACAGAAGCUUUUCAAGUCAGUCUUUCUCUUCUCUCAGAAGAUCUAACCCUUCAUGUGUCUGCAGUUCCUGAUCCAAUGCGAAAUGCUCAGCCUCCUAGAACAGAUAUUCAGAUGGAGAUUCUCUCUGUUGGCCCCUUGUUUGGGCGCUUUUGGUCUCCACAAAAUGGUUCCACUGCAGAAGAGGAGACUCCUUACCACACGAAGGCUGAAUACACUGAAAAGCAGCUCCUUCUGAAUGUAUCAGCACAACUUACCAUCUCUGGGAAAGCUUUUAGCAAUUUCUCUGUGCUUUUCUUGGAGGGUCUGUAUGACCCACAUGUUGGAAAGAUGUAUCUAGUUGGUUGCAGGGAUGUUCGAGCCUCGUGGAAGAUCUUGUAUGAGAGCAUGGAUCUUGAGGCUGGGCUUGAUUGUUUAAUUGAGGUGGUUGUGUCCUAUCCUCCAACUACAUCUAGAUGGUUAGUCAAUCCAGCUGCAAGUAUCUCAAUAGCCAGCCGAAGGAAUGAAGAUGACCCCCUUUACUUUAGUACAGUCAAGCUCAAAACUCUUCCGAUUAUGUACAGGAAACAACGGGAAGACAUUCUCUCUCGUCGGGGUAUUGAGGGAAUUCUCAGGAUAUUGACUCUUUCCCUGGCAAUAUCUGGCAUUCUAAGCCAACUGUUUUACAUCAGACAUAAUGUUGAUUCCGUGCCUUACAUGUCUCUAGUCAUGCUAGGUAUCCAAGCCAUUGGGUAUAGCAUUCCUCUGGUCACAGGUGCUGAAGCGCUUUUCAAGAAGAUAUCUUCUGAAUCCUAUGAAACAUCUUCAUAUGACCUUGACAACAGUCAGUGGUUCCAUAUAAUUGAUUACACGGUAAAGUUUAUUGUGAUGGUCUCAUUAUUACUGACUUUAAGGCUUUGUCAGAAGGUUUGGAAAUCCCGAAUCAGAUUACUAACACAAACUCCUCUUGAGCCACAUCGUGUCCCUAGUGAUAAGCGGGUGCUUCUGACUACCUUGACAAUACAUUUUAUUGGCUAUAUAAUUGUUCUUGUCAUUCAUAGUAUGAACACCAGCAGAAGAUCUAUUCGGACAAAAAGUUACAGAAUCGCUAGAGCAAAUUCUCAUGCAAUGUGGGAAUGGGAAACUGAGCUAGAGGAGUAUGUUGGUCUUAUUCAAGAUUUUUUCCUUCUCCCACAAAUCAUUGGCAACCUUGUGUGGCAGAUUGAUUGUAAACCACUUAGAAAGUUUUAUUUCUUCGCGAACACACUGGUCAGACUUUUCCCUCACAUUUAUGAUUAUGUGAGAGCUCCUGUGCUCAAUCCUUACUUUGCCGAGGACUACGAGCUUGUCAACCCAACUACGGAUUUUUACUCCAAGUUUGGGGAUGUUGCCAUACCUGUUACAGCAAUUAUCCUUGCAGGUGUAGUCUAUGCUCAGCAGAGGUGGAGUUAUGAGAAACUCAGCCAAACUCUUACUGUGGGGGAAUGUAGGCUUCUUCCAUUGGGAUCCAAAAUGUAUGAGAGGUUGCCUUCAAGUUCCAAAGCAUUUGAAGCUGAGCUAGUUUCUGGUGUCAAUGGUAAUGCUAGACAUGAGAAUGAGAAAGAGGAUGAUGAUGUAGAAUGAUGUGGAAAACUCUUUAAAAUUAACAUACAGAAAAAAAGUGUUGUAAACAUAUAUGCGCAACUUUGAUGUUUGUUCUCACUUAUGAGAUGUUGAUGUUGGCUUCUAAGAGAAUUGUAGCAAGAACUAAAUUAUCCUGCAAUUUUUUUUCUUUCUUU